Sitodiplosis mosellana (orange wheat blossom midge) is the source of this 9651-nucleotide messenger RNA. RefSeq lists its product as uncharacterized. The transcript is spliced from 10 exons. Bases 2601 to 8498 code for a protein of 1965 amino acids. The record is from RefSeq and is a predicted model, not a curated record. Lineage: Eukaryota; Metazoa; Arthropoda; Insecta; Diptera; Cecidomyiidae. Gene Ontology annotation, molecular function: microtubule binding. Gene Ontology annotation, cellular component: nucleus; cytoplasm.
AUGCAAUGCAACUCAAUGCGUGUGUGAUGAGAGAAUCCAUGACCGAACCGAAGAGACGGAACGAAUGAACGAACGAACAAAUGGAAUGGCAUGAAGAAUGAGGGAGAAAGAGGAUCAUUGGUGCUGAAAACAAGUUCAUUCAUGCAUCCAACAUAGCCAAACAUAUAUGCAGUGCGCAACGAUGACGGCGAGACUCAUGCAACACGGACGAACUCAAAAUCGUUAGCCAUGCGAAAUGAUUUGUGACCACGAACGAGAGAUUUAUUUCGCCUCUUGCAUUACGCCAAUAGAAUAAAGAACAACUAACAGCAAAUGCCCGUGUUUAUCGCAUGUUGAUGAAUAAAAAAAUGAAAAAAAAAAGCAGCAGCAGCAGCAGCAGAAAGAAAGCGAUGUGAGUGCAUUGGUUGAGAGCGUAAUUAUGAGGAAAGCCAACAAUUAACAUCAUCAUCGAGGCAACGAAGCGAAUUGAUACUUUAUUAUAUCAUAUUGCGGCAUUUUUUGUUCAUUGAUUUGACACGCAUUUGCGAUGUGUGUAUUCAUUUGGAAUUACAUGCAAAGUACCGCACGUAUUUCAAUUAGAUUGUAACAAAUAUACGGAGGUACGGUGUUUUGACAAGAACGAGAAUAUGCCGAAAGCAAAUCAACUAAUUAUUAUUUAAUCCGAUAGCAGAGAUUUUGCUUGGCCGAGGGCGGUGUGUGUGUGUGUAUAGUAUGUGCGAUGAGCGAGUUUUCAUUAAAAUUUAUAGAUUUUGCACACAUUGUGAACAAAACUGAUGGUGGUGACUUGCGAACAUUUGCCAAAUGUCUAUGAUUCUAAAUUUAAUCACAAAUCGGGUUCGGUUGUGUGUACACUGUACACCGUACAUAUUGUUGUUGUAUCCUAUCACGCAGACAAGAGCAAAGCCGAUCAAAUAAUUGUGUCCUAUAUUCUUGUUUGUACGACCGUCCUCUCGGUUAUCCGUACACAACAGAAACACUUGUUCCGUUAGCUCUCGAGCUGUGUGGUUUUGCAGGCCGAGAGAGAGAGAGAGAAAGAGAGAGAGAGGUAAGUGUGUAUGCACACCAUGAACUGAGGUUUCGCAUAACAAGAUUGUGUUUGCAUAUGAUGAAAAAAGCGCGCCAGCGAUAGCACACAAGAGACAGAUUGUGGUGCACACACAAAGAGAGAGUGAGGGAGAAAAUGAAUCAAACGAACGAAAACCAUAGCAAAGAGAAUUGUAAACGACUGUAAUUUGGUUUAAAGUAUAUCAGCAAAGCAUCAAUAUGGUUUUUUUCUUUCGUUUUUUUUGCUGAAGCAGCAAAAGACUUCGUCUGUUCUUGAUCUAACGCACACCAACAAAUGGUUUCUCCGAAUUUCGGUUUACAGCGUCGUUACAGCAAACUAUGUUGCUCGGCCACCGAUCUGAAAUUCGGUUCACAAUCGGUGGAAUAUAAAACAAAAACAUUUUUAUUAUCAAAAUAAAGCGAAACAAGUAGGUGAAUCUCGCUUUUAUUCCCUACAUUCAAGUGCGAUACACUUCAGCUGGUUUAGACACACAGCCACACAUCAGUCACACGCACACAAGUGAAGGAUGAAACGAAAAGAAAAACAUUACUUUAUAGAUAAUGCGCAUGAAUUUUAUUCAUGAACAACGUCCAUUUAGUACACACACAGCAGGAACUGCGCUUAAUACACAGUAUACUUUUCCUUCACAUCGGGUCGUUCAUAUCCUCUUGACGAUUUUUAUCGAUAUACGUGGAAACAUUUACACAAAACUAUCCGCCGAAUAAUUUAGGGGCUAAAUUCAACAACACGUAAUGAGAAUGUGGUGCUGAGAGAGCACACACCAUAAUUCCGUUGUGGAUUUUUUUUGUUUUGUUCGAUUGUUGUUGUUGUUCUCCGUCAGAACUGUGUGUUGUGCUCCUUAUGUUUCAUCCACAUUUUGCGUGUCGUUCUAUGGCGACACACUGCUUGCCUGUGUAUUGGUGGAACACAACGGCACCGAUGACGACGGAGCGCACGUACCAAAAGGUAUAAUAUACCAACAACAAUAUGGUCGAUGCUGUAACGCGUUCGUGCAAUUUUUCCAUCGCAUUUCAGUGUGUUCAAAGUCACUCAGUCGAACGGUUGGUUUCAGCGUAUUUUUUUUUUCAUUGCUGAGCAACCACCAAAAAUCCAAUUUUUUUUCUGCGAAGUGAACAGCAUUUUUUCAUCACUUGAUGAAGAGAAAAAUGCUAUAGUUUUAAGCACGAUACGAACGACAAGAGUUAUUCGAACUGUGGAAAUAUUUUUACAAAGUGAUUGAAUCAGAAUUUCACCUGAUUUUAUGUUCUAAACAAUGCGAUUAAUCGGAAUCAAAGUUAAUCGGAAGUAUUGAUUUGUAUGUGUGUGUGUGUGUGUUGAAUCGAAUCGAUUAGAGUGAGAAGUUUUCGCGGGAAAUUUUCGUCGACAGAAAAUAAAACCGAAACGCGAAAUUUCAGACAGACUUUUGGAGAUAGUUUAUCGAUGCCAUUGGCAGAAUCGACAAUUGCUUAAGCUAGAGCACAAUUGAAAAUCAACGUGUCCACAACAGACCAAUUUAGCCACAUUUUGACGUUUGAAGAGAGUUUGCACACAAAAAAUGGCAGAGGAACUGAAGCAAACGAAAAUUCCACGAAUUGGAAGUGGUGCAUCGUCAUCGAUCCUAACACGAAUCCCAAAGCCGAGUUGCUUUGCUCGACCAACCACAACGACGACAACAUCAUCGGCGUCAACAACGUUAGGCAUAUCAAAGUUGAGCCGACCACAAGUGAAUGGCAUUGCAUCAAAGACAAAAACCGAACUGAAUCCAGUCAACGAAGAAUCGAAUGCGUAUCCACGGAAAUCGUUCGUUCGUCGUUUUGGUGUGGCAAAUAAACUGCAAAUCAAAUCAAUGCCACGAUUAAUCAAUAAGAAUCCAUUGAAACCGUCACAGCUCGUGGCAAAUCAAGUGUCUUCGCAGCACGAUCUACGUCGAAUAAAUGAAACGAUGGAACUUACGAAUGGCGCCGCAAUGAAUGUGACCAAACCAGUUAUCGAUGCAAAGAAUGGUGUCACUGAUGAUACUAUGGAUCGUGGUCUAAUUCGAUCAAAUACAUUCGUUUGUGAUGCACCAUCGUCGAAUGACACAAUUACUCAAACGACAAAUACAGUACAGCAGCUGAAUAAAGAGCGUACGUCAAAACGUAGUUUAUCACCCAUUCCCGGCGAACCAAUGAAUGCAGCCAAACGAAAAUUAAUGCAAGUAUCGACAGAUAGUCAAAAUAUUAUGUCAGCCAAUCUAAUGCCACUGAACUCGACGCCACGUCGAAGUAUCUCCUAUGCGGAUGCACGAAAGGCCAAUUUAGCAUUCUUCGGCGAUGCAAAAAGUGUUGAUUUUAACGAACCACAAGCAGACCAACUGCAAACGUUUACAUUUGAUAACGCAACAUUCGAACAAAGCAACCAUUUUACACCGGAUGCCGCUAAAUUAGGUAGUGCAUCGAGUGCAACGAUGCAAGGCAAUCGCGUGUUCGAUCUAACGCAAACUGUUCAACAGAAUGAUACAUUCUAUCCAGAGAAUGGCAAUGCAACACUAACACUGGACGUUAAUGCAGCGGAACAUGAGCUGCUUAAAACUGGAGAUGUAACUAAAGUUUUUAGCGCUAACGAUGCCGAUGCAAAUCUAACAAAAACUCUCAUUGUGGAAAAAACGCAGCCAAUCCAAAUCAUUAGCUCUGGUCCGAUGAGUGAGGAUGAUUUAUUGGUGGCUAAAAAGCGUUUUUCACUCGGGUUGGAGCUGCCUGAAUGCACACUGGACUGCUCAAUCGAAUUGUGUGAUUCAUCGGCAGCGACGUCUGUGCAGGACAGUUCACCAUUAGUCAACUACAAUCCACACUCAUACGACAUGGAUGAGAGUUUGGGCAUUUUGACACCCGAUCAAAUGAUUGAAUUUUUGGACACAAAUGCGACGAAUGCCAAAAUUGAGCUACCAACCAGUUUACCGGUGAAAAUUGGUCCGCAUAAGUGUCGAAUUGAUCAGACACCGUCACCAGAGGAUUUGCCAUUGGAUCCGAUUGAAGUGAAGACACUUGAUUCAUCGAAAAUCGAGGAUGCCGAUGCAACACUUCAAACGUUGUCAAUUUGUGACCAUGACGGUGGUCCAUCGCAAAGUGAUUCAUAUUCAAAAACUGACCAACUAACUAAAUCAACUACCUCAAAAGCGACCACAAACAGUUUCAUUACAAGUGUGACCAGCAUUGCAAGUCUAGACAAUGGAUACCAUGCUGAUGGUGAAAUGUCUCGGCCGGCGAGUCGUGGAGCUGAAUCACCAAUGCGACGUGUACACAAUGCCCGGCAAAACAAAUUGUAUGCUCAUGAUGCAAAUGUUCCGGUCAUUCGACGCCAAGAUCCCAUGACCGACUCCGAUUUCUUCACUGAAAGCGAUGCAGAUGACAUUCUGCAGCGUGGUGGCGAUCGUCGUGUUCAAAUUAUUGACGGUCACAUGUAUAAUGCUCAAGGAGCCGAUGUUUUUAUUGACGAAGCUCCCGCCGAAAAUGACAUGGAAUCAAGCGGCGUUUACACCGAUGUCGAACCAUCAAAUUCGAAUUUACGAAAUGAAAACGAAAACGAAAGUGAUAUGUCACCCGACGGCUCAACUGAUACGAUCAAAAGUUCAGAAUAUGCAAAUGAAAGCAAUAAAACGAUGCCAAAAACUGAUUCCGACAAUACGAAGCAAGCACAAAAACCAUGGACUGCGCUACCAACACAAUCAAAUCAAUCGAUCGCCGCAAUGUCGAACAGCUCGUCGACAACAAUUAACGACAGCGUCGCGACUUGUUUGUGUGAGAAACCGAACAGCGCCGAUGGUGUGUGCGGUGGAGGGGAAACAGCUCAGCUGGUUACUAUCAGUGAUGCGACGUCAAAUAGCAAUGAAAAAACAUCAUGUAAACAUCAUUCGAUCGCACGCUCCGCUGACAAUGACAAUAGCAAAGCACAGGCUGCACCUCAAUUUAAAUCAAGUACACCAAAAGUGAAACGGUUCAGUCCAAAUCGGAAACAAAGUAAAAAUGACACUGGUUCGGGUCAUAGCAAACGAAACGAGUCGGGCGUGAAACGUGAUCAAAAAUCAAACGGUAUAAGAAAUCGUUCAAGUGUUAUUGUGAAUAAUAGUAAGAAAUCGACGACAACGUCAUUGUCGCCAUCCGGUUCGAAAUCGCCAAUCGGAAAUGUUAGCCGAAAUGGUGAAAACUCCACGACCAUAAAUAAUAUGACCAGUGAUCAUCAUCAGCAAUCGCCAACUGGAUUGGUCGCACGCAAAACGGCCACCAACAAAUGGGAUGCGGUCAUGAAUAAAAUUGCAUUGAAUAAGACCGAAGUGAAAACGGUGAACUAUAGUGAUGUGAAAUCAAAAGUAACAUGUGGUUUGAAACGUGUUUCACCAAAUGCAAAAGCGACGUCAAUCAAUGAGCCAUCGGUAGCCAGCAGUGAUUCGGGCAACUCGUCAUUGACUUCGACGAAAUCGUCUGCAUCUCCAGCGGUUACGCGACAAUCAUCACAUGGAAUUACUAGAAGAAGCGUCGAACGAGACAGCAGUAAAGACAGUCAUUUAAGUUCUAGUCGAGAUGCAGCCGUUGCAACACCGGGAAGACAACCGAAGUCGACAACACCAAGCUCACGUUCAUCGGCCAGAAAACGUACAUCGAUACAAAAUGUAUUUAAUCCGAGUGAUAUCAAAGUUGACACAGUCACCAGUGCAAAAAGCGAUCCACCAUCGGCCAAGCCGGUCGCGUUGCAUAAACGGUUUCCAACAAACAAUAUUCUUCAAACAACAACAACGACUGGAUCGUCUUCAUCGUCACCGGUUUCAGAGAAACGAGCUGCUAUCACCGCUAGCAAAAAGUCAUCGUCGGCAACGAAACAUGUGAACCAGACUAGUACGCCGGUGGCAAAUAAAACGUCACACGCUAAAGAACACGGUUUACAGUCGACGCUAGCACAUUCGCCAACCAUAAAUAAUAACAAUAGCAGCAUCAACAAUAACAAUCACAAAACGAAGAGCGGAACAAAUUCGACGAAAUUAGCGACAACCGACGAUCAUCAUCAGCCACUAAUAGCAACGAUUCAUCGUAAUGGUAAAACGUCUGCUGCGGCUGUGGCAGUCUCAAAUCACAAGGCAGUAGCUGUGCCGCAAAUCAAUGGAAAAGCCAAAGCAAGUACAGCUCAAGCCAAUGGUGAAUCAAAUGAGAGUUUAAUUGAGUUCUCGAUCGUCGAUUCAACUGAUGGUGAUACGACGGUUCGUUUUGCAUCGGCCGUUGCUUCGUCACCCAUACCGGAUAAAGCCGCACGGAAUUCGAAUCAGCAACAGAAGCCGACGGCAGCAGUUGAUUUGAAUGUCAUACGUGCAAAUAAAUCCAUUGUUGCGCUCAGCAUUUUAAUACAGCAUUUAACGAUGAACUUGAAGGCAUUUGAAACGCCGUCACUUCGUGCUGCAUUAGAAACUGCCAAAGAUAAAUUAUUGGAAUCACAGCAUAACUUAGAGACCAUGCGCACCAAAUGCAACUAUCUCGAAGAACAAAUGAUUGCAAAGGAAAAUCUCUUCAGUACACAUCAGCUCACACUGAAAGAAGCCAGCGAACGUGAACUGGAAAAAUUUAAAUUGAGUAUACGCGAAACUGAGAAAUCGGCACAGGAGCAAAUCCAAACGUUGCAGUAUGAAUUGGCUGAAAUCAAUCAACGCAAUGCCGAAGCAUUGAAAUCAUGCCAAAUGAAAGCAGACAGACGAUGCAGUGAACUGGAAAAGCAACUGCAACUGUCCCGUGACAGAGAAUUAGAGCUAGUGCAACGGUUGAACAGUUUCACUGUAACGGAGAAUCAAUUACGCGAUAAAGUGCAAGCUAGUGAACAGGAGUUUAGUGAGCGUUUGAUUGCCGCCACCGCACGUGAACGUGAAUUAAAUGAAAAGGUUGCACAGCUAAUGCGUCAAUUCAAAACCGGCGAAGAUAAACGGUAUGAAUUGGAAGAGAAACUGAAAUUGGCCAACGAUGAAACGAAUGUGUUACGACGACGGCGCAACAGUAGCGAACAUUCAAUACCAAAUGGCAAUGUUUCGGUACCAAAUCCAUCGGGUAGUUCGACGAUGCUCGAGGAAGAAGUGUUAAGCCUGCGAUGUGUGUUGGACAUGAAAUUGAAUGAAAUUUCGGAGCUGCGAAAGCAAAAUCAGUCAAUGGUGCAGGCUCAGGAUGAAUUGCCCAAAGCACAGCUCAAAAUUUCCAUUCUAGAAACACGGCUUGAGGACCUCACUAUUCAGCUCAAGACUAGAGUCGAAGAAGAACAAGAGCUGUCAAUGCGAAACCGAAGCCUACAAGAUACGCUUUGUCAAGAGGUGAAGAAUCGCACACGGUUGGCCCUUCACAACGAAGAAUUGCAAUGGAAACUGAAGCAAAACUCGGAAAAAUACACCACAACAUUGAGUGAACUGUCGAAAAGUUACCAAGAUCCAUCACUGCUGGCCGAUUUCAAGAACAGCUUGUACGCACCGAUUUCGGAAACAAGCCACGAAAACUUUAGCGAUACACUGCAAAUGGGUACAUCGCCACCGUCAUCGCCGGUGGUCAAGGGUGUCGUUGAGAAAUGUGAUUCAGUGUCAUAUGUAUUGGAAUUGAAUGACGACUUGGAAUCAGCCGAAGCAGUGGCCAGUCGCGUAGUCAAACGAGCCGGAUCGUUUCGAGUGAAUAAUUUCAAAGAGCGUUCACCAUCGUUCAAGCGACAAUUAUCACUUGGAGGUGCGAAUGUGCUGUGCCAAUCGGCAUCAGCCACCUCAUUGUCACGGCAACAUUCCGAUUCACCAGUCAAGAAUAUUGGUGCAUCCAUUAAACUACAAAGAAGUUCCCGCACACGAUCCAAUUCGCUGAAUGCAAGCAAUGAACCAAAGACAACACCGAACCAUCAUCACCGUUUGCCCGAGAUGACACCCAUCGAUUACACAAAAUGGCAACGUUCACUGAGAACAACAUCGACAAGCAGCCCAUUGUCUUCACGGCCACACAAGAGUGAUGGUCAAGCGAAUGGGUUAACUGAAGUCGAUUCGGUGAACAGAGAGAGCAUUCGAUCAAGUUUCACAUCGGUAGAUGAUGUUGAAUGUGAUUUGGCAAAGGAAUACAUGUCAUCGUCACGAAGUGACAUAUGUACAACAUUGAUUCCGGUACAAAAUGCGGCUGAUAAGCGCCAACACAUGAAAAAGCGUCAACACAUCAAAGAAUCGGCCGGCGAAGCAAUGGUUUCACAGCAAAGUGAAGACGAUCAAUCGUCUGGCUCAGAGAUGGAUUCAAUGUCAGCAUCGUCGAGCAGCGCCGCAUCACCGUCGCAUUCCGAAGUAAGCAAACAUCGGCAUUUGUCACUUGACGAAGCGGUGUUCAUGAAUAAGAUUGUAGCUAGUCUAAGUACGCGUAGCACUCCAAUGGAAGUGAGUUGGUCGGAAGACGGUGACAAUGAACCGUAUGCUCAAGAAUCGAGUGCAUGAUCUGAAGAUAGCUUUUAAGUUUGUUAUACUUACUAAUUAUAUUAUUUAUGUAUCAGUUGAUGGCUCUCAUUUUAAAUACUUGAAGGUUUAUACAUUUAAUUCGAUUCAUGUUAUGACUUUUCGUUAGAAGUAUAUUUGAGACAUUUGUUCUCCAUAUGGAAUUUAUUGGCAUAAAGAGCAUUUUGUGGUUACAAAAUAUCACAGCAAUCAAGUAACAAAAGAUUGUUGGCCAUUUGAUGCUUGCAAUGAGUUUUUGUGUGAGUAUUUUGUGUUGAGAUUAGAUUAACAUUUUGAUUGGGCUGAAAUUUCAUAUUUCCUUUUCUGUUCACUGCAGGCAGCCUAAAUGUUCAGAAACAGGGCCGCGUGGCAUAACGAUUGAUUGAAAUUUGAAUUGUUUGAUUGAUUGUCUUUGUGGAGAGAAUAAUUUGAAAGUUAAACAGAAAAGUUUCUCUUCUUUCGCACUCUCAUAGACAAAUCUAAGUCAGUGUUCAACGAAAUGGUUAUCAAUUCCAACCGAUUAAAUGUCAACAAGUGCGCAUCAUAAAAUUUUAAACAUUCAUUCUGCACGUUUUUUUUUUCCAAAUGCAUCUGACCCAAUGAUCAAAUCAAAAAAAUCAGAAUACAUUUUUAAAGAUAAACAAAUUCGGGUUUCAAAUUUGCUAAAGCCCACAAAUUUCAUUUGUAUCAACUGAAACUGACCAGAGAAAACUGUACAUUUUUAUAAUCCUAAUUCAUAAUUCAAACCAUUGAUUAGUUUAAGUCAGAUUAGAAUCAGACUAUAUAUAAAUAUCAAUUGAGUCGUUUCAUAUGAAAUUGUUUAUUUGAAAAUGAGAUAAAUUCAAUGCGAAAAGUGAUCAACAACUCAACAGUUGCUGACUGUGAAGAGAUCGAUCACUCGACUGCGUGAGAAUCAACAGAAAAAUAAGUCAUUUCAACACGUAUCAAAAUGAAAAUAUUUAACUAGAAAUUUUAAGGAAAUGACUAAAGUGUAUUUAAAGUGGAAAAAAAACAUAAAAUAUUAAUGAGAUAUGAAAAAAAAAUAUGAGCUGUUAUUAGAAUAACAUUAUAUUUGUUCUCUUGCAAGAAAAAUUCAAUCCGAUUGAGAUAAAAUGUGUUUAAAUAAAGCAAAAAUGAUUACAGUACAAUAGAAAAA